CUCUGUCUGACACGCAAUGCUGUUGGCAAAUAUGAAGAUUUAUAAAAUGAGGUUUAUAAUUCCACACAAUAACAACUACUGACUAACGGUGCACAUACCAGCAAAAGAGAUCACACCUGAUCAUACACACGUCUAUUUUAUUACUCUUUAAUAAUAGUAAAAUAUGGAUCAAUCUAAUUCUGACCAACCUGAUGGAUCAUUGCAAUUCCAUGAAAGUAAAACCCAGAUAAGGAGAUCAGACUCAUCAGUAUCCAGCUGUGUGUCUAUGAAGAGUGAUGAAUCUAUCUAUUUACCCCCAACAUUUAAAGAGGGGUGUGAAUCCACAGCAAAAGAGGGGUUUAACUCUGUAGCCACUGAUCCUGAUCUUAAGGAGAAAUGCAAAUUAACUCUGAUAAAGAAGUUUCAGCAUGUAAAUGAGGUGAUAACAAACCAGGGAAACCCAACACUUCUCAAUGACAUCUAUACAGAGCUCUUCAUUACAAAAGGAGACAGUGGGAAAGUCAAUAAUGAACAUGAGGUGAGACAGAUUGAGGCAGCAUCCAGGAGAGCAGCAACAGAGGAAACACCAAUCAAAUGCAGUGAGAUCUUUAAGCCCUUAUCUGAAGAAGACAAACCCAUCAGGAGCGUUCUGACAAAGGGAGUCGCUGGCAUUGGAAAAACAGUCUCUGUGCAGAAAUUCAUUCUAGACUGGGCUGAAGGGAAAACAAAUCAGGAUGUUCAUCUCAUAUUUCCACUUCCUUUCAGAGAGCUCAAUUUGAUGAAGGAUCAAAAACUCAGUCUAAGAGAGUUCCUUCAUUUCUUUUUAAAAGAGAUAAAAGAAAUAAACAUUUCCAGCUUGGAAAAAGUUCUGUUCAUUUUUGAUGGAUUGGAUGAGUGUCGUUUCCCUCUGGAUUUUCAGAACACAGUGAGUGUGUGUGAUGUAACUGAAACAGCAUUAGUGCCUGUGCUACUGAUAAACCUAAUCAAAGGGAAUCUGCUUCCCUCUGCUCUCAUCUGGAUCACCUCCAGACCAGCAGCAGCAGAUCAAAUCCCCUCUGAGUGUGUUGAUCGAGUCACAGAGGUACAAGGGUUCAAUGACCAACAGAAGGAUGAAUAUUUCUGGAAAAGGAUCAGUGAUCAAAGCCUGAGCAACAGAAUCAUCACACACCUGAAGUCAUUAAGAAGCCUCUACAUCAUGUGCCACAUCCCAGUCUUCUGCUGGAUUUCAGCCACUGUUUUAGAGAAAAUGUUGGGUGAAGCAGAGAGUCGAGAAAUCCCUAAGACACUGACUCAAAUGUACACACACUUCCUCAUCAUUCAGACAAACAUCAUGAAGAAAAAGUACCCAAAGAGCACAGAGGUAGAUAAAGAAAUGGUUCUGAAACUGGGGAAACUAGCUUUUGAGCAGCUGAUGAAAGGAAACCUGAUCUUCUAUGAGGAAGACCUGAAGGAGUGUGGCAUUGAUGUAAAAGAAACAACAGUGUAUUCAGGUGUAUGUACACAGAUCUUCAGAGAGGAUUGUGAGCUUCACCAGAGUAAAGUAUACUGCUUUGUUCAUCUGAGCAUUCAGGAACAUCUCGCAGCUCUGUAUGUGCACCUGACCUUUAUGAAUGAAAAUAAAAAUGUUCUUCAGCAAAGUUGGUUUUCUAUAAUCUGGAUUCUAAUUACAAGUCUGUUUUCUAAAAUUGGGAUGCCAUUCAAAAAAUGUACAAUGUCAGAUGUACACAAGAGUGCUGUAGAUUGGGUUUUACAGAGUGAAAAUGGACAUCUUGAUCUUUUCCUCCGCUUUCUUCUGGGUCUCUCACUGGAGUCCAAUCAGAUACUUUUACAAACCAUAACGAGACAGACAAGAAGAAGCUCCCACAGUCACCAAGAAACAGUUAAUUACAUCAAGGAGAAGAUCAGAGAGAAUCCCUCAACAGAGAAAUCCAUCAAUCUGUUCCAUUGUCUGAAUGAACUGGAGGAUCAUUCUCUAGUUAAGGAAAUCCAACAAUACCUACAAUCUGGGAAUUUACAACAAAGCAAUCUUACUCCUUCUCAGUGGUCAGCGGUGGUGUUUAUGUUACUGACAUCAGGGCAUGAAAAAGACAUGUUUGUCCUUAAGAAAUAUACCAACAAACAGUGUAAAUCAGAUGAGGUUCUUCUGAAGCUCCUGCCUGUGGUUGAAGCAUCCAGAAAAGCUGAGUUUUGUGACUGUGGUAUGACAAAUGAAGGUUGUGUUGUUCUGACUUUAGCUCUAAGAUCAAACCGCUCACACCUGAGAGAACUGGAUCUGUCUAGGAAUGAAAUCAGGGACUCAGGAAUGAUGAGUCUUUCGGCUGUACUGGAGAAUUCUUACUGUAAACUGGAGACACUGAGGUUGUUUUAUUGUAGUAUCACAGAUGAAGGCUGUGCUGCUCUGACUUCAGCUCUAAGAUCGAACCCCUCACACCUGAGAGAACUGGAUCUCUCUGAGAAUAAACUCAAAGAUUCAGGAGUAAAUUGUCUCUCUUCAGUACUGGAGAAUUUUCACUGUAAGCUGGAAACACUGAGGUUGUUUAAUUGUAGUAUCACAGAUGAAGGCUGUGCUGCUCUGACUUCAGCUCUGAAUUCAAACCCCUCACACCUGAGAGAACUGGAUCUCUCUGAGAAUAAACUCAAAGAUUCAGGAGUGAAUUGUCUCUCUGCUGUACUAAAGAAUCCUCACUGUAAACUGGAAACACUGAGGUUGUGUGAUUGUGAUAUCUCAGAUAAAGGCUGUGUUGCUCUGAGUUCAGCUCUGAGCUCAAACCCCUCACACCUGAGAGAACUGGAUCUGUCUGAUAAUAAACUCGAAGACUCAGGAGUGAAGAGUCUCUCUGCUGCAUUAGAGAAUCCUCACUUUAAACUGGAAACACUGAGGUUGUCUGAUUGUGAUAUUUCAGAUGAAGAAUGUCCUUCUCUGACUUCAGCUCUAAGUUCAAACCUCUCAUACCUGAGAAAACUGGAUCUGUCUGUGAAUAACCUCAAAGAUUUAGGCGUGGAGUGUCUCUCAGCUAUACUGAGUAAUCCUCUUUGUGAACUGGAGAUACUGAGGUUGUGUAAUUGUGAUAUCUCAGAUGAAGGCUGUGCUGCUCUGACUUCAGCUCUGGGAUCAAACCCCUCACACUUGAGAGAACUAGAUCUGACUGGGAAUAAACUCAGAGACUCAGGGGUGAAGAGUCUCUCUGCGGUACUGCAGAAUACUCAAUGUAAAUUGGAGACACUGAGGCUGUAUGGGUGUGCUAUCUUAGAUGAAGGCUGUGCUUCUCUAGAUCUAGCUCUGAGAUCAAACCCCUCACACCUAAGAGUACUGGAUCUGGGUUGGAAUAAACUCAGAGACUCAGGAGUGAAGCAUCUCUCUGUUCUACUGGAGAAUCCUCACAGUAAACUGGAAUCACUAAGGUUAAAGCAUUGUGAUAUCUCAGAUGAAGGCUGUGCUGCUCUGACUUCAGCUCUGAGAUUAAACCCCUCACACCUUAGAGAACUGGAUCUGACUUGGAAUGAACUCAGAGACUCAGGAGUGAAGUGUCUCUGUGCUGUACUGGAGAAUCCUCACUGUAAACUGGAGACACUGAGGUUGUAUGAAUGUGAUUUCUCAGAUGAAGGCUGUGCUGCUCUGACUUCAGCUCUGAGAUCAAAUCCCUCACACCUGAGAGAACUGGAUCUAUCUGGGAAUAAAAUCACAAACCCAGAAAUGAAGCAGCUCUGCAGUCUUAAUCUACAAGACCUGAGGAUAAUUACUGAUGGGCAUGAAUCAUUCUGAUGCAGAGAAGAUAUUUUUAUUGACACAUGCUCGAUGGACUUUAUGGACUUUAUGGAGAAUGAAAAACAUUUUGGUCGCUUCCAUUACAAUAUACAUUUCCAUGAAAAUUUUUCAUGAAUUGUGUUUUUUAAGUCAGUUUUAAAAUUUCAGUUGACCCUAAAACCAAAGUGUUUUUCCCUGUGAUAAAUUGUUUGUUUGAUCACAUAGAAGAGGUCAUUUUUAAUGAGCUGAUUUACAAUUUUGGACAUGGCAGUCCGAACAUAUAUUUACUUGUUUUGUUUUUUUCCUAUAUGAUAUUUGCUUGUUUUGGAGUUACAGAUGUUAACCAUUCACAAAAAGAUGUUUGUGUAUAUUAGAGAAAGUGUGCAGUUAGUGACCUCUACUGGAAUCUUAACCAGAACUUGAGUCCUGCCGUGAUGUCUGGAUCCUCUACAAUAUUACUAUGGAAUUGUAGCAGGAUGUGGUUGGUGGUCAUACUACAUAGGAAAUUAAUUAUUCAAAGUUGUGUUUUUUUUUCAUAUAUCUUUAACAAUCAAACUAUAAUUAUUAAUGUAAUGCUAAAUCUUUUUUUUUUUAUCUAAUAUAAUUCCCCCUUAUGAUGUGGUAUUAAUUUAGGAAAUUACUUUUUACCAACCAUUUUUACCAAAUAUAUAUUUCAUGUUGUUUUUCCACUGGGAUACAAAUGUUUAAAGAAUAAAAAUGUUUGUA
Clarias gariepinus (North African catfish) is the source of this 4450-nucleotide messenger RNA. Its product is annotated as NACHT, LRR and PYD domains-containing protein 12-like. The transcript is spliced from 14 exons. Lineage: Eukaryota; Metazoa; Chordata; Actinopteri; Siluriformes; Clariidae. Gene Ontology annotation, molecular function: protein binding. Bases 164 to 3742 code for a protein of 1192 amino acids. The record is from RefSeq and is a predicted model, not a curated record.